UUCAUUCUGCACUUAAUUUUCCGUUGUUUGUAACGGCAUUUUACCGCUUUGUUUGUGUGAAAUGUUAGUAAACGUAUUAUAUAUUAAAAGAAAACCAAAAAGUUAAAUAUGUAAUUUCAAAGUAUCGAAUAUAUUAAUCUCGCAAAUUUGUCUACUUGAAUGGUUUUAAGUACAUUCUUAUCAAGAAUAUGUUGACACGGCAAAUACUGUCUAAUUUCAGCACGUCUUUUAUACUAUUUGGAUAUUUUGGAAAUACCAAUAACGUGGAUAUUUUCAGAAACGGACGAAAGUCUCAGACAAGCAACAGAUACAUUACUUCUUUACUUGGAUACUCCGGUGAGCUUAACGGAAGUACUUGUCAGCAUGGAUAUGUUAACAAUACAAACAUGAAGACACACAUAGCAUUUUUGAAAGUUCAUAAAGCGGGAUCAAGUACUUUGCAAAACAUCUUUUUUAGAUUUGGAUUAAAACAUAUGUUAAACGUCCUUGUUCCAAAAACAGGGAACUUUCUCCAUGGCAGAUACCAGAUAAUGCCUCUUAAACAAAAUGAACAUUACGAUAUAUUUGCAUGUCAUACAUAUUACAGAAAAGACAAGUUCGAAAGCCUGUUACCAGCAGAUGCGGUCAAAAUUGGAAUUGUACGUCACCCCUUAGGAAGAAUGAUAAGCUCUGCAUUUUUCUAUCGCGAGGUAUCGCGGUUUAAAUAUUUGGUGAACGUACCAAGUAAAAGAUUUGUUAACAAUUUAGUUAACUUUCCAGAGAAAUAUGAUCCUAAAUAUUUUUCAUUUACGAGGAAUUCAAUGGCCAGAGACUUUGGUUUUCCGAUGUUUCAACCUUCAGAUAUAAAAAAUAUUCGGAAAUAUCUAGAUAAGCUUAAUUCAGAGUUUCUGUUAAUUCUAGUACUAGAAAAAUUCAACGAAUCACUUGUUUUGUUAAAGAGAAUUCUAAAUUGGGAAUUAAUAGAUAUUUUAUAUCUAGCCAAAAACACUCAUCAACACGAGCCUGUUUUUUUGAAUGAGACAGAAGUUGAAAAAUUUAAGAUCAUUAAUUUCUUAGACUAUGAGAUUUAUGAAUAUUUUUUGAAAGUGUUUGAAAUGAAAUUGCAGAAUACUUCAAAAGAGUUCAAUGACGAGGUCACGUUUUUUAAAACCGUCCUAGAGAAAGUUGACGUGUUUUGCAACACACAAAACGAUACACUUGUAUUUGAAAGCUCAAAAUGGAAUGACGAGUUGACAGUAUCGAUGACAGACUGUGCAUUAAUGAAAAGAACAGAGUUAUCUUUCAUUGCUUUGCUAAGAAGAAAAUUGACUGAAAAUUGAUGGAAAUCGAACGCGUUAAGCAUGUUUAAGGUGGAAUGCGCCUACAAUUUGAUUUUUUUAAAAAGAGGAUUCUACGCCAAUAAUUCCUUUUAAAGAGGCAAAUUUAGCUUUUUUACAUAUUUUUCUCUUUUUUUACACAAGAGUGUGGAAAUUUCCACGACAAUAUGUAAAAUAGCACAACGUUUUAAUUCAUUUUUCAUCGUUUUUGCGAGUGUGGAAAUUUCGACACCACAAAUACGUUCAUGAAUACCCUUCUAUAUGUUAGUAAAAUAGCAACAAAUGUAGUUGACAUAUAGAUAAGUAUUUAUUGGGGAAAUAUAACAAGUAAUAACAAACAUUGUGGAAAUUUCCACACCUCGUUAAAUGCAUGAUAUAACAGGGUAUAAUAUCAAAACAUGGUAAUUUCAUCAUUUUCCCUUUACAAACACUUGUCACAAUCUUGCUGUGGAAAUUUCCACGUCAACCCAAAUUAUUCUAUAAAAAAAUGAAUAUGUUUAAAAUCAAUUUACACUAAGACAUUUUAUCACUUGUACAAGUGUGAAAAUUUCCACAAUAUAUAUAUUGUCUGAAUGUGUUUGUCCUAAACGUGGAAUAUUUUUCAAAGAGUCAUCUUUGGCAAACUGUAACAAGCAAUAAAAAAAACAUUGCGGAAAUUUCCACACCUCAUAAAAAAAUGCAUAAUAAGAUAGGGUAACAUUUCAAAAUAGCCAAACAUUGAAAUUUCAACAUUUUCCGUUUACAAACAUUUGUCACACUCUUGGUGUGGAAAUUUCCUCGAUUUCAAAGAGUAAUCUUUGUCGUACUAAACAAGCAAUACAGACAUUGUGGAAUUUCCACACCUCGUUCAAUGCAUAAUAUUACAGGGUAACUUUUUAAAAUAUGGAAAUUCAAUUCAAAAUUUUCUAAACAACACAAAUUAGUCAGUAAAAUAUGAAACAUAAUAAUCUUUAAAAUCAAUUUACACUAAAAUCUACUAGUGUGGAAAUUUCCACAAUAUAUGUCAUCGAAAUGAUGUUUUGUCCUAUACAUGGAAAUUUCAACAUUUUAAAAACGACAUCUUAAGCUCACGCAAUAUAUCUAUUGACAGAAGUAACAAGGAAAAUUCAAUAUUUUCAGAAUUUUACAAGUAAUAAUAAACUGUGUGGAAAUUUCCACACUGUAAAUGCUUAGUUUAUCUAGUUCAAAUUUUAACACUUUCAAAAAAAAAACAAACGUGGAAAUUACGUUGUUUGUUAAUAUCUUUACAAAUUUCACUAUGACACAUGAAAAACAACAACCUUUAAAACAUUUAAAUUUAAAAACUUUCAUCAUUCUACGAUUGUGGAAAUUUCCACAUUAUUGCUUGUCCUGGCCUUUUUUUCACGUUAAAAAGUACCAAUGACAUCAUAGAAAUAAAUCGUGGAAAUUUCCGUUUUUCUUUCAAAUGAACGUAUAUAUUCAGCGAUUCAUCCCUAUUUUGUCAUCAAUCGAAAAUGCAUAAAGUAAAUUAGGGAAAAAUUGCAACAUUUAAAUUAUCUGUGGAAAUUUCCACGUUUUUCUUUUGGUCUAGUAUGAACGACUUUUACCACAUGUAUGCUUAGCGUGGAAAUUUCCACCUCCUGUGAAAAACCAUUUUGUUAGUGUUGAAAUUUCCAUAAUAUCACAUACGACAUACGACUUGCUGGUGAGCAGAGGCUUUCGCAACGAUCGGUCGUGCGAGGAUCAUGUUUAUACUUUAAAUAGUAUUUUUCGAAACAAUGAUAAUGUGUUUGCGGCUUACUUAUUAUCUGGAUCUAAUUUCCAGAUUUUAUUUACAUUGAUCAAGGAAAGCAUUUGACUUUGUGGACAGAGAUAUUAUGUUAUAUAAAUUGUUAUCCAUUGGAAUUGACGGUAAAAUAUAUCAAACUAUUAAAGCAAUGUAUCAGCACACUGUGACAGCCGUAAAAGUCAACGGAAAGUUAACCAACUGGUUUGAUUGCAAGACUGAUGUUGCUCAAGGAAAUAAUUUGUCUCCAACCUUAACCUUGGGAUUACUGUGGGAAGCACAAAAGUCUCUCUUCUCCUCUACGCGGAUGAUAUCGUUCUGAUUGCUGACAGCGAGACAAAGUUACAACAAAUGUUAGAUACCCUCCAUCUGUGGUGCACGAAAUGACGCGUGUUGAUAAAUACUAAAAAAUCCAAGAGCAUCCACUUUCGCAAAUGUCGCGCCUCUAAAACAUAAUUCAGUUUCCAUGUUGGUGACAAUCUGUUAGAACUCGUUUCUGAGUACAAAUAUCUUGGAGCUAUUUUCACUGACAAGGGUACCUUUAACUUACACUGUGAAUCGUUAAGUAAAGGCGCAUGUAGAGUUCUCGGUGGAAUCAUCAAUAAGAUACAUGAAUAUAAUGGUUUUGGAUUUAAAUCUAAUAAUAAGCUCUAUUACAGCUGUGUGGUUCCGAUUUCAAAUGCUCGAGUGUAUGGGAAUUCAAACAUUUUCAAGACAAUGAUAAUGUACAAAACCGAGCAAUUCGUUUAUACCGUUUGUCCCAUGUGCAGCUAUUGCCGGUGACGUAGUUUGGCUACCUUGUCGAUAUAGGCGCUGGUUCUGCUAAACUUAUGUAAAAAUGAACGCUCAACAAUGGCACAGUUCCGUUGCGGUAUCUUGCCGCUUCGUAUUGAAACGGGCAGAUAUGUAAAUGAGUCCGUACAUGACAGAAUCUGUACCCUGUGUAACUCUGUUGAUAUUGAAUAUGAAAUCCAUUUUAUGCUAAAUUGUGUUAUAUAUGAUAUACUCCGUCAAGACAUAUUUGGUAAUGUGUUCCAUGAUGAUAACUUCAUCUUAAACCUGUGAGGAAAAAUUAGUUGUACUUUUUAAGGAAAGCUGCGAAAUACCUUGUCAAAUCGUUUCUCCUUAGACGUAGACUUUUGUAUAGCACGUCAUAAUUACAAAUAAUAUAUUUUCAUGUUUAGUUCUGAGAUUUAUGAACUUUAACUUACAUAGGCGUAGUCGCUUUUUAAGAGCUUGAUUAAUUAUAGGCACCAAAUAUAUAUAAACAGACAUAAAUAAUUUUUCAGUACAUCAUUGUUAUUAUAAAAUGUAUCAUAAUGAUGCCAUAACUAGUGUCACAAUAGAAGCUGGCCUAUGUGUUAUCAUGUGCAAGAAUCCAGGGGUGUAGAUGGUCACAUGUAUGUAGGGAUUGACCCAGUCACUGUGACCGAUGCACUGCUGGUGGUAUUGCGUAUUGUAGCACAGGGAGCAGAAGCUCUUAUAUAUUACACACUUUAUAAUUAUGUUUAUCCUCUUUGUAUUUAAUAUUUCAUAAAGUAUUUCCAUUUCCGAUUUUUAAAAUUAAAAUCAUUCUUACUUUUAAUACAUUAAUUGCUUUAUUGACAAUGCCUAUUAAAUCGUCGUAAUAUUGUAUUGAAAUUACCGCAGUUCUGGACCUCUGGUAUAGUUGAGCUUGGUGCUUAACAGUAUAUCCUACAUACAGUAUAUUCUACAUAUAUCUUUGUAAGUUUCGCUUUUGAUAAAUGUAUAUACCAUAAUAUUUGAUCUGAUAUUUAUUGUUAUAUGUGUAUUUAUCUUGUCUCUACAUUCUGUUCAGUACGUAUCAUUUGUAUGUGACAUAUAGGCCCAUGGGGCCGGGUGUUUUGUAUUCACAUCAUUUUAUUCACGUGUAUGUAUAAAAACGUUGUAACACAUGUCGCUAUAACAAACAAUUACUUACUUACUUAUCACCAAAAGCACUUUUACCUGUUCCAAAUUAAACGUGAGAAUUUCCAGAUGAAAACGUUUUUAGUCCACUAAAUGAAUAUAUUGUAAUGAAAAGCAAAUGAUAACAUAAGUUGUGGUAAAUUCCACUGUAAUAUGAAAUGCUCAGUAUUUCAGAAUAACAUAUCAACUUUUUCAAGGUAUUUAAUUGUUGAAAAUUCCACGUUCUAUAUGUAGAAAUUUCCACAUUAUUGUCAAUAUGUUUUUGUUUUGGAUGUAAUGAAUGUUAUAUUGGUCAAACAGGAGAUAAACUCAGAAAUAGAAGGACAGUACCUGACCAACAAAUAAGAGACCCAUCAACAAGACAAUUGCCUUUAAGUACUCAUUUAGAUAUAUGCCCUAAAACCGUCCCUAAAUGUUCAAUAUUUCCUUUUUACAAAUUUCAUAGUAAUGAUGUUUCAGCUAGGUUAUCUAAAAAACGCCAUUUCAUUGAUAUUUUUAAACCGAAACUUAACCAAUAUUGAUGAUGUCACAAUAUUAACGUUGUGUACACGUGUAUGCAAAAAUGAUGUUGCUUAGCAAUUACACAUUUAUUGACGCCAUAUUGUAUUAUUUGCCCUGAUGAGUAUAAAGUAAUUUACUUUCUGUUUUGUUUGGUAAAAUUUCUUUAUAUCCGUUUUCAUCAGGACCUGGAUAGUUAGGGCCAGCCCACCAUCUAAACAAAGUUUAAAUAAAUCUCCAGAGAUAAUAACAGUAAUAAUAUUGAUUUCAACUACUCCCUACCUUCAAGGACUUCGAACAGAAAGCCAUUUUUGAAAUAAAGUUUGUUUUUCUUAAAUACAGAUUUAUCAGCUUUGAUUUGAAGUCAAUCGGAAAUUUCUGUAGCAUCUGUUACUUUCUGUGAUAACUGCUUAUCUUCAAAAUCAAAACGGGUUGGUACAAACUGCGCGUGAACUUUAACAUGUGUAGUAUUCGUAAAGAAACACUUCCUGCAUUGCUUUUUCUAGAUCUUAUUUUAAACCUUUAUAUAUUUUUAAAGUUUAACAAUAACAUCUCUAAAAUCAUCGACUCGUUUUGUUGUGGCAACAUCAAAGGCAGACAAAUUGUCGACAGCAAAUUGUGUUCUGGCUUAUCUUGUUUAAAGAGGUUAUUUUACUGCUGCAAUCGUUUUGCCGUUAUUGUUAAUUGCAUCAGCAUUCUUUUCUGUUUUCUUUUACAAUUGCAAAGUCCAGAUUAUUUUCUGUUGUCUACUCUAGUAUUACAUUCACCGAUACCUUUUUCUAAUAUAUCUUAAGUUUAAUUAAGUAUUCGUAGUUUUCAUUGUGUAGCGCUUUGUUUGUUUGUUGUUUUUUCUUUAUUUUUUAGGAAGUUACACUGUAUAACCGAUUGUUUGAUAGAAUUAUAUAUCUAAUCGGAGUUGGCACAAGUUGUACACGAACUUUAGAGGAAAUAAAGGCAAUAAACUAAAUUCUUUUAAAGGAGUUCAUCACAAUAUUUGUGCGCAACUCAAUCGCACAGGAAGCAAUAAAACCACUGAAAGCAAAUUUCACGAUUCGCCGCCGAAAGUGCAUAAUUCUAACUUGCAGCACACUUGCGUAAACAAUACCAUAUAUACUGACAAUAUAGGUCAUGCAUAUUUUACCUUACAAAGUGCCGGUAUUUAUUGGAGAAGUAGGCGUAGGAAGUUCGUGGCAAAGAAAUCAUCUCGCUCGAAUCGAAAACAUUGUGGACAUCCAAGUUAAUCUAUUCAGUCAAGUAAUGAUUUAGACGACUCGCAGUCACAUAAAAUUCCAGAAAAUCGUAACGUAGAUCUAUCUCCUUCAAGUUCAAAUGUGACUUGCCAAAAGUGUUGUUAAAUUUUUUGUGCCCCAUCCCGGAUUUCACGUAGUAAGACAAGACCAGAGUUGUCCUUCACAGUCAAAAUGUACAUAAAGGUCCUACAAAUUUGUGUAGUAUGUACCUCGAAAGUAUAUGGCCUAGAGUCAUCAAACCAUUAAAGAAUCUAAUUCAGCAUGCGAGGCUAUGCACCAUGGGUUUUACUUGAGGUUUUACUCAGUUAAACCAGAUUUAUGUCCCUUGACUUAUACGUAAAUGGCAUGAAAGCUUGUGUAAAACAUAUCUCAAAAAGUAUUUGACCUAGAUACAUGAAACCUUUAAGGAGUACUAUUCAGCAUGUGAGUAAGAAAAUUAAUCAUGAAACUGUUUAUAACAUUACGCAAUUUGUUGUGUAAGAAUAAAAGAAGGUCAUACUUAUGAGGUGGUUGGAGUAAUGAAAAUAUACUUUUGUGGGUGGGGUGAACAUUUUUGAUUUUUUCUUGAAAACAUGCACGUGUUGAUAUUAGCUUUUUGAGUUUGUAUUUUUUUGUCCUAAUUCUAGCUUACAUAAUCCAAAAUUUGUUAAAAUUCUGUCCGCUUGAUUUUUCAUAUUUUUAGGAAAUACUUUGCGUUUUUCUCAGAUUCAGAUACUUUCGACAUCUCUCAAGAAUAUUUUUUCUAUGUUAAUAUAUCUAUAUGUGGAUAUUUUAUGCAUAGUUAUUGUGGUUUCAUUAAUUGUGAUGCAAAAACAAUAAUAUCAGAGUGAAUUUUUAAGUAAAUAGCUGUUAGAACUUGUUUUAUUAUGACAUGUAUGUAUUGUUUCUUCUUAUAAAAGUAGCGAAUUGGUGUUUGUGAUAAACUUUGAAUGUUGAA
Molecule: messenger RNA, 7677 nt
Organism: Mercenaria mercenaria
Lineage: Eukaryota; Metazoa; Mollusca; Bivalvia; Venerida; Veneridae
Product: galactose-3-O-sulfotransferase 2-like
Exons: 1
Coding region: 189-1319 (376 amino acids)
Biological process (GO): glycolipid biosynthetic process
Cellular component (GO): membrane
Molecular function (GO): galactosylceramide sulfotransferase activity
Source: RefSeq, a predicted model, not a curated record